AAUUUCUCUUUUAUAAAGAAGCUGAAUGGCUGGUGCUAUAUUCCGCGUCCAAUGGUUGCUACUAUAAUAAAUCGCCACUUGUCAUUCAACUCUGUUUUAGGGGACCGUUCAUGGACUCCCUUUAAACGGUUUUUCUAGCAGUCCGUCAUUCUCGUAGCCAUAACUGUUCUCCUGAUUUUAUUUUGCCUUUGAAUAUUUGUCCGUACAUUCUUUAUACGUAAAACUGUUGUAAACAAAUUAUAGCAAAGAAAAAACUUGAAACCAUGUGGAAAACUUCAUGUUAUGUGUUGAAACGGACGGUUACAUCAGCUGCAAGGGCAAACAAGAAUGGGUUAAUUAGUCAACAUGGAUGGUUUAACGGGUCGAGCCGGGUUAUGGGUGGGUAUUAUUUCAGUUCGGGAGGAGAAAACAAGAAUGGGAAUGGAGGGUUAAUUAGUCAAGAGGAAGCAAAGAGGUUGAUGAGAUUGGUGAAUGUGGAGGAGCUGAAGACGAGGCUAGGGAUGGAGAGUAAAGAGGUUAUUGGGUAUUCGGAGUUACUGAGAGUGUGUGAGAAUAUUGGUUUGGCGAAAACACAAGGCGAAGCUGUGGCUUUUGCAAGAGUGCUUGAUGAGGCUGGGGUAAUUUGGCUUUUCAGAGAUAAAGUUUAUCUUCACCCUAAUAAGGUAGUUGAUGAAAUAAGAAGGGCAGUGCCUCUAGCACUUCUACCUGAAGAUGAUCCUACAAAAGAUGAGCUAAAGAAUCUGCAGGAGAAGAAGGAUAAAAUUGAUGAGGUUGCACAUAAGCAGGUGCGUCGCAUUUUGUGGACUGGAUUGGGGGUUGGUAUUUUACAGAUUGGGCUCUUCUUCCGCCUUACCUUCUGGGAAUUCUCUUGGGAUGUAAUGGAACCAAUUACAUUUUUCACUACUAGUACUGGUUUAAUACUGGGAUAUUUUUACUUCCUCAUUACUUCUAGAGACCCAACAUACCAAGAUUUGUUGAAGAGGCUUUUCCUUGCAAGGCAGAGGAAGCUCAUCAAAAAGAAUAAUUUUGAUAUUCAGAGGUUUGUGGAGUUACAAAAGAAAUGCAAAUUACCCAUCAAUGGACAAGCAUCGCUCAAACAUCGCUUAGGGAUACAACUGGAACUGGAGGAUCUUUUACAUGGUCACUGAAACACAUCUCUCACAUACAUACUUCAUUUACUUAUCUUUCAACCAAGGCAAACCAGAUUGUUUUGGAAGAGAAGUGAAAUCUUUUUUGGGGGAAUUCAGAAAAUUACUUAAAAGUAACCAACCAAACACCUUUUUAGAAGAAAAUUUUCUUAGAGCUGUACAAAUGGGCAUGUAUUCUUCAACAUCUUCUUUCAAGGUAGGCUUAGAAAGAAGUAAUUCUUGACCAUCAUAUUUCAAUUAAGCUUACAGAUCUCAUAUGUUAGCUUGUUAUCUUGAAGUUGUAUGUAGAGACUGAUGUUAUACAUUCGAUUUUGAAUUUUUGUUGUUCCACUAGUGAUAAUGUAGCUUGUAAUAUCGAAAAAUUGGGCGAAGAUUGCAAAGAAUAUAAUCGUGAUUGCA
Messenger RNA from Nicotiana tabacum (common tobacco), 1547 nucleotides. RefSeq names its product calcium uniporter protein 5, mitochondrial-like. Lineage: Eukaryota; Viridiplantae; Streptophyta; Magnoliopsida; Solanales; Solanaceae. Gene Ontology annotation, cellular component: uniplex complex. Gene Ontology annotation, molecular function: calcium channel activity; uniporter activity. Gene Ontology annotation, biological process: calcium import into the mitochondrion; mitochondrial calcium ion homeostasis. The record is from RefSeq and is a predicted model, not a curated record.